Oppiella nova is the source of this 1477-nucleotide messenger RNA. Lineage: Eukaryota; Metazoa; Arthropoda; Arachnida; Sarcoptiformes; Oppiidae. The record is from the annotation of a GenBank genome assembly.
AUGAGAUCAAUUUAAUAGACAUGAGAAGUACUGCUAUUUUAGACAUUAAUAUCCACACAAUCGUCUUGUGUUUGCUUGUCAUUGAAAGCAUCCAUUGCGCGAGGGUCGAUGUGGAGGACGAUGGACCGGGAGUUCUGGACAUUCCGGUGACCUUUAGGGCCACAUUGAGUGGUGAUAUUGGACUCGAGAGUCAAUUCGUGUAUGUCUUCGAUGACAUGGGAGUGUCUCCACGACAUCGUCAGGAGAUAAUCAGUGGUCGAGACGCCAAUUAUACCAUCACUUAUAACUCGAAAGACACUUCAGCUGACAAAUACAAUAUGAGAGUUGAGGUCUAUGUCUACAUCUGGGGCUUAAGGGGAUGGCUCAUCGCCGAAGACAAUCACCAAUUUGUUCUCCAAAACACACUGCCGGGCAGUAUAAACAUCAGCCAAUCGGGUGUCUCGGAGAAGGCACUGACAGAUGGAAUAGUGGCGACCAAUAGGACGGUGCAAAUGAUGGCUCAGAUGAGCGAUGCCUCGCACUUCCUGAAGAACUCAUCCGUAUGUAACUACACGUGGGUUUUAGACGGUCGCACGUUUGACACGAGUCUGUCACCCAUUCUCACGCAUAACUUCACAUCCAAUCAUACAUAUGACGUUCAAGUGAUCAUUUUCUGUAAUAUAACGCAUUUGAAGACAAAUAUCUCAAAGUUAGGACACUUCCAGCGAUCUCUUACCGCCAAGAAUGAGAUCAAAGAGAUGAAUGUGACGGGAAAUACGUGGCUAGUAGACGGUGCACUCCUUCAGUUGCAGGUCACCUGCAAGGGAGGGGAUCAGCCCUUUUGGUAUUGCUAUGAAUAUUCCGAGAAACAGAGGGUUAACUACACGUGCAGUAAAGAACUGUUUCAUACAAAUGACUGCUAUUUUCCAAUCGUUCAUUACUUCCCAAAGAACGGCACUUAUUAUAUAGACAUUGCUAUCUAUAAUGACGUGAAUGUCUUCAAUAAAACAAUUAAAGUCAACGUUUACGAGAUCAUACGUCAGACACAGCUCUCGUUUGUGAUAAUCCCGAUUGUGUCGUCAAUACUGGCCAUCAUAAUAGUGGUGGUGGGCAUCGCCUAUCACUUGCAGCAAAGGGCUCACGAGAACAUGACUCUAGAAGUGGCGGACUUUGACUUCCAGCACAACGACGACCUCAUGGAGAAGACCUUCUUUGAAAGGCUUCGCUCGACGAUCGCCACAGCAAUGAGGGAAACCUUUUUCUAUCCGUUCAAUCCAUGCACUAGAGCUCAGAGUUAUGACGAGCCCUUCGAUGACACCAUUGCCAACGACAGUGCUAUCAAUACCAACACUCUCUCCUACGGUAUCGUUAAAUAGUCUUCUCAUCACUCGUUUAAUUGUAUAUAUAUUUUGUAAUUAAUUAAAGAAAUCUUUAUGAAUUGGAUUAUAAUAAUGAAAACUUAAUUUAUGUUUUAGUUAACAGUUUUAAUAAAUGCGAU